AUGGUCAACGGGACUGCUGCGGUGCUGGAGCCGACGUAUCAUGGCUAUGUUGCGACCACACAAGACGCUUUGAUUCUGUUCGAGGCCUGUCUCACCGGUGUUUUGCAUCAUGUUCCGCGACGGCCUCAUGAUCGAGAGCGUAGCCAUCUGGUACGCAGCGGCAAUGGGGUGACCUGGAGUCCAAGUCGCAUUCUCGGGAACUUCCUCGUCUACCGAGAGCUAGACAAGCCUUUCCCACCAGGUGAGAAGAAACGGGCAAUGAAGAAAGGUACCCGGCGACCUGGUCAGUCAACCCGUCCAGGGGAGCCCUACGCUCGCCCAGAGAGCAAUGGCCAAUCCUACUCCCCUACCACCCCGUCCUCGACGUAUGGCGACCGUCCACAACAAUCGGACGUCGAACGCGCAUUGGUGGGAUCACUCGUCGAUUCCUAUGGCUUCAAAGAUUCAGGGCUAGUGAAGAAGACGAUGAGCGUCACUGUAUCCGGCAUCACACAUCAUCUUGUGUCCUACUAUAGCGUCGAGGAUGUUUUGAAAGGAAUCUUGAGCCCGCCCACCAUGCAUGAAGAGCUGCGUUUCAUUCGGCCCCGCGGCGAGCUGGUUUCCAAACAAAGCUUCCGGGCUCCUAUUGACGAUGUCGACACGGGACUCGAGAACCCUAAUGACCCUACACAAACAAUUUAUGGCUAUCGCCCAACUCUCGUCGCACCGCCAGGCUAUGGGAUGCCCAAUGCCCACUCUGAUUAUUACAUGCAUGGUUCUGCGUAUGGGUCGCAUCCAACUCAAUCCGCCUCGAUUUCAACAUAUCCCAGCGGACCUCUACCUCCUCAAUCAGCCUCAAAUCCCUAUUUACCGUCUCCUGCAUCUUCACAUUUAGGACUCAAGUCGGAAACAGACCACUCCUCAUUCCGCACCAAUGCUUAUGGUACAUCUUUCGAUUCUAUGAGCCAGAAUCACCUGCAUAAUACUUUACCUCCUGCGUUGAACACGGCGGGUCUGCCGAAUGCGUUGGAUCGAAACCGAUCCCAGCAUACCAGCAGCCCAAGCAUCUACAGAAACUCCUCUAUUUCGUCUCGCAGUCUAGCAACGGAUAUUACAUCUCCAGGCGACCCACCCCCAUCUGCUAACUCGUAUUCCCGUGGUAGCUUUGCCUUACCUGGACAUUUGGAUGGCGCCUCGUCACAAUCUCUCGAACAACGAAGCCUUGUUUCCGCAUCAUUUGACCCAACAAUCCCUCGUCGGGAUACAUCAACAAUUCCUUCAUACUAUACCGGCGGCACUGACCGGCAGAGCUACUAUCCUGGAGUCGCUCAUUCUAAUUAUCCAACUGCUCAGCCGAUGUCUGCCUGGACUACGACUGCACCGGCGCAGCCCCAGAUGUGA
Messenger RNA from Talaromyces proteolyticus, 1380 nucleotides. Its product is annotated as camp independent regulatory protein. The record is from RefSeq and is a predicted model, not a curated record. Gene Ontology annotation, molecular function: DNA binding. Lineage: Eukaryota; Fungi; Ascomycota; Eurotiomycetes; Eurotiales; Trichocomaceae. The coding region runs from base 1 to 1380 and encodes 459 amino acids. The transcript has 2 exons.